UUUUGCUCUCUCUCGCGUUGUGCUAUAUAUAAAACCCCCUUCCCUGACCUUCUUCUCUUGUGCCCUAUUGAAACCAAAACCUAGCUCGGAGACAAAAAAGAGAGAGAGAAACUUAUGGCGCUUCGCAGAACCCUAGCUGGCCGCUUCCUCCACCUCGCCAAGCUUUCCUCCCCCGACCCCCAAAUCCGGCCCCCACCAAAUUCCCCCUUCCUCCUCCGCCGCCGCCUCCUCCAGCGCCGCCCCGUCGUCCCCCCCGACCGCCUCCUCCUCCUCCCCUCCGGCGACCGCCUCCUCGACCGGAUCCGCGGCAUCAACCCGGACCGCAUUCGCCUCGGCGGUAUCUCCCCGCCGCCGGCCGAGAAGGUGAAGGAUGAGACGGCGGCGGAGAGAGGGAUCACGGUGGAGGAGGCGAGGAAGGUGCUGAGGGCGUCGCAGAUGGAGGCGGCGAGGGCGAGGCUGAGGGCGAUCCCCAUGAGCUGCAUCCCUUACUCGGAUUUCCUCCAGAUCUGCCGCGACGCAUCCGGCGGCGAGCAGGGGGCCGGGAUCGCCCGCUCGCUCGACGAGGCCGGCGCCGUCAUUGUCUUGGGGAACGCCGUCUUCCUCCGCCCCGAAUCGGUAGCCAAAGCAAUUGAGAAUGUGAUCCCUCUGUCGAUGACUCAACCGAAUGACCCUCGGCGGAAGGAACUAAGAGAGAUGGAGGAGAAGAAGGCGGAGAUCGAUCGGAAGGCAGUGGCUCGGGUGAGGAGGGAGCUCUGGUGUGGGUUGGGAUUUUUGGUAAUGCAGACGGUUGGAUUCAUGAGGCUGACUUUCUGGGAGCUGUCAUGGGAUGUUAUGGAGCCUAUUUGCUUCUACGUGACCUCCGUCUACUUCAUGGCUGGCUAUUUCUUCUUCCUCAGGACUUCCAAAGACCCUUCCUUUGAGGGCUUCUUCGAGAACCGCUUUGCUGCAAAGCAGAAGCGUCUCAUGAAGGUCUGCAACUUCGAUCUCCACCGCUUCAAUGAGCUCAGGACAGCUUGCCCCCUCCCUUCUCCAUCAUCACCUUCAGAAGAAUUUCCUUCCUCUGCUUGUAUGAGAAAAGGAUGUUGAUUGAAGUUGUGCAUUAAUUAAACUGUGUAGAUUCUGAUUUAAAAACUCAACUUCAAUCCUUGUUCGAGAUGAGUUGUUAAAUGAGCAAAAUAACCAACAUUAGACCCAAAACUAAAAAGGAUCAUUCU
Messenger RNA from Phoenix dactylifera (date palm), 1214 nucleotides. Its product is annotated as calcium uniporter protein 3, mitochondrial-like. Gene Ontology annotation, molecular function: calcium channel activity; uniporter activity. Gene Ontology annotation, biological process: calcium import into the mitochondrion; mitochondrial calcium ion homeostasis. Gene Ontology annotation, cellular component: uniplex complex. NCBI's taxonomy places the organism in Eukaryota, Viridiplantae, Streptophyta, Magnoliopsida, Arecales, Arecaceae. The record is from RefSeq and is a predicted model, not a curated record.